Molecule: messenger RNA, 405 nt
Organism: Bipolaris oryzae ATCC 44560
Lineage: Eukaryota; Fungi; Ascomycota; Dothideomycetes; Pleosporales; Pleosporaceae
Exons: 1
Coding region: 1-405 (134 amino acids)
Source: RefSeq, a predicted model, not a curated record
AUGGUCGUUAUCCUGAGGCUGAAGUGGCGCAGGGUGACGUCUCCAGCCCGGUUGGGGGCCAAAAUGGCGCAGUCAGUGUUCUACUCUUAUCUCGAUGUUCGCCCCACAAGUUCCUUUGCUCAUCUCACCCAGAACCCUGUUCAUCCUUCAAGUAUACCUAGUGAAAAGGGUGCGUAUGUUGUGACAUUUAAGGAUCAAGUGUUUAAACAAAAAAGACCCCUCCGGAGGGCUCACGCAAAUUGGCAGUACUGCACUUUACUAACUAUGCCUCUAGGCAGCCAUCAAUCCACUUAUUAUGGCUUUCUUUUUUCGAAAUGUAUCGCGCAGUAUGUGGACCAUAUAUCCCAUGGGCGCACGCGUAGACCCAGGUUCCGUGGCUCGUCGGUGGCACCAUCAUUGGUCUGA